Messenger RNA from Caenorhabditis remanei, 1863 nucleotides. RefSeq lists its product as uncharacterized. The record is from RefSeq and is a predicted model, not a curated record. Bases 1 to 1863 code for a protein of 620 amino acids. Gene Ontology annotation, molecular function: protein dimerization activity; DNA binding. Lineage: Eukaryota; Metazoa; Nematoda; Chromadorea; Rhabditida; Rhabditidae. The transcript is spliced from 8 exons.
AUGUCGAAUAAAAGAAGUAAGUACUGUGCACACUUCAAAAAAAUCGAAGACACCGCCGAAUGCGUCUAUUGCGGAUCGAUUUUGAAUUGGUCGAAAAGUGUUGGAACUAAUAACAUUCGAACGCAUCUGAAAAAUGCACACCCAGAUGUAUUAAAACAGAUCGAGAAAGAAGAAGUCGAAAAAAUAGAUGAGGAGCGGGCCAAGCUAGAGAAAAAACGACAAAAUUCAAUCCAAUUCCCGGUUGUAGAACUAAAGAAGAUUAGAACAUGCGAAACUGCAUCUCGAGCGGAAAAAUUCUGGAGAAGUGGUGCUGAUAAUAGUGAGGCAAUUGAAAUGGCUGUUAUGAAAAUGAUUGUUUCUGAUAAUUUGCCUUUGAGAACAUUGGAAAAGGAAGGAUUUCAAUUUCUAAUGAAAACAAUUUGUCCUUCAGUGAAACUGAAAUCUCGUUUUCAUUAUACGGAAAAACUGCUACCGCUUCUGGAGUCCAAAAUUAAUGAAAAAAUUGUCGAGGAUCUCAAAACGAUGGAGCAUAUCAGCAUUACGACUGAUGGGUGGAGUUCAAAACAUAAUAAUCAUCACAUGCUGAGCGUCACAGCUCAUUGGAUUGACAAGAACAAUUUCGGCCCGAGGUAUUGUAUUUUGGGUUGUAAAUCUGUUUACGGAAAACACAACUCGAUCAACUAUUGUGAAAAAGUACAAGAAACAUUGUCAUUAUAUGGAAUCUCCGAAUCAAAAGUGGUUCGAGUUGUAAAAGACGGGGCAUCCGUAAUGACAGCAAUGUGUGAUCGAAUGGAUUUAGAUGGAUUACAUUGCUUUGCCCACUUCUUGCAAUUAUGUGUUUCCGACGUAUUUUACGAGGAUAACUUGGAAUUUGGAAGAGUGAUAGAAAAAAUGAAAAAAAUUAUCAGAAAAGUUGCGAAGUCGUCGACAAUCCGGGAUCAAUUCAAAAUGAUUUUACUCGAAGAAGAACUACCUGAGCGUAUGCUCCAGAAAGAGUGCAGGGUUAGAUGGAACAGCAUGUUCAAAAUGAUGUCGACAUUCAUUGAAUCAAAACGGGCAAUUAUGAUUCUACUGCUAGACAAUAAGAAUAAAAAAUUUCCGGAUUUAACCGAUAUGGAUUGGAGUAUGAUUUCCGCAGCACAUCAGGCUCUUGAACCACUUUCCGAAACUACGAAAGCCCUUCAGAGUCGCUUUUCGGCCACCUCUUCUGUAAUCGUACCUUGUCUGCAAGUUUUGGAUUUUAAGUACAAUGAAAUCAUGAAACAAAUUGAUGAAGAUGAUAAUCUGGCGAUGAAAUACGUUGAAGGCUUGAUAAAAGCUCUGAAAUCUCGCCGCGCAAAAUACAUCAACGAUGAACAAUUAAAAAUUUCCACUUUUAUCGAUCCUCGUUACCGUGAUGCAUACUUCACGCAUUCGUUCAAGGAGAACAUUGUUGCCCUACUCGAUACUGAAAAUGAAUUUCUGGAAAGUUCAGAUAGUGAAGUUGAAGAGGAGGCUGUAAAAGAAAUAGUGUCUGGUUCGCUAUUCGAUCGUUAUCUUAAUAUGAACAAAAGAUUCACUCCUACGAUGCAAAUUAACAAGAAUAGAAACAAAUAUAAAGAAGAAGUUGAUUUAUAUCUUUCAACGAGACCUGAUCCAUCUGUGAACCCGUUCCAAUUCUGGAAAGACGCCACAACUUUCCCAAAUCUCAAAAACCUGGCACUAAAAUAUUUAUGCAUUCCGGCAACUUCUACUGAAUCGGAGCGUCUAUUCUCGGUCACUGGAAUGAUUUGCACGGAUAAAAGAACGAGAAUGAGAAGCGACCGAGUUGAGCGCUUAACUACAUGCAAUUUGAAUCUCAAAGUGUAUGGUAUUGAAAUUUAA